CUGCGCAGAUGUUGAGGCCGUAAAGCACGCCGGGCGGUCAGUCGGGUUGCAGAUCGCAGGGAGGAAGACGCCGGGGUUCGCCUUCUCUCCGCUGCCGCUAUGAUUCCGGUGUCGUUGCUGGUGGUGGUAGUGGGUGGCUGGACUGCAGUUUACCUGACCGACUUGGUGCUGAAGUCAUCUGUCUAUUUUAAACAUUCUUAUGAAGACUGGCUGGAAAACAAUGGCCUGAGCAUCUCCCCUUUUCACAUAAGAUGGCAAACUGCAGUUUUCAAUCGUGCCUUUUACAGCUGGGGACGGCGGAAAGCGAGGAUGCUUUAUCAGUGGUUCAAUUUUGGAAUGGUGUUUGGUGUGGUUGCCAUGUUCAGUUCUUUUUUUCUCCUUGGAAAAACGCUGAUGCAGACUUUGUCACAGAUGAUGGCUGACUCUCCCUCUUAUUCUUCCUCCUCUUCCUCUUCCUCCUCCUCCUCCUCUUCUUCUUUCUCAUCUUCUUCCUCUUCCUCCUCCUCCUCCUCCUCUUCCUCCUCUGCCUCUCUUCACAAUGAGCAGGUGUUGCAAGUUGUGGUUCCUGGUAUCAAUUUACCCGUCAAUCAGCUGACCUAUUUCUUUGCUGCUGUCCUCAUUAGUGGUGUUGUACAUGAAAUUGGACAUGGGAUAGCAGCUAUUCGGGAACAAGUUCGAUUUAAUGGCUUUGGGAUUUUUCUCUUCAUUAUUUAUCCUGGAGCAUUCGUUGAUCUAUUCACCACCCAUUUGCAGCUUAUAUCACCGGUCCAACAGCUAAGGAUAUUUUGUGCAGGUAUCUGGCAUAAUUUCGUCCUUGCCCUCCUGGGUAUUUUAGCUCUUGUCCUCCUCCCAGUAAUUCUCUUGCCUUUUUACUACACUGGAGUGGGAGUGCUUAUCACAGAAGUUGCUGAGGAUUCACCUGCCAUUGGACCCCGAGGCCUUUUUGUGGGAGACCUUGUCACUCAUUUACAGGACUGUCCUGUUACUAAUGUGCAAGACUGGAAUGAAUGUCUGGAUACCAUUGCCUAUGAGCCCCAAAUUGGUUACUGCAUAAGCGCAUCAACUUUACAACAGUUAAGCUUCCCAGUCAGAGCAUACAAACGACUAGAUGGUUCCACUGAAUGCUGUAAUAAUCAUAGCCUCACAGACGUGUGUUUUUCCUACAGAAAUAAUUUUAACAAGCGCUUGCAUACAUGUCUACCUGCUCGGAAAGCAGUUGAAGCUACCCAAGUUUGUAGAAGCAAUAAAGAUUGUAAAAAAAGUUCAAGUUCAAGUUUCUGUAUAAUACCUUCUUUAGAAACUCAUACUCGCUUAAUAAAAGUGAAGCACCCACCCCAAAUUGAUAUGUUGUAUGUAGGACAUCCAUUACAUCUUCACUACACUGUGAGCAUCACCAGUUUUAUUCCACGUUUCAAUUUUCUAAGCAUAGAUCUGCCAGUGAUUGUGGAGACAUUUGUCAAGUACCUGAUUUCCCUCUCUGGAGCUCUGGCUAUUGUGAAUGCUGUCCCCUGCUUUGCCUUGGAUGGUCAGUGGAUUUUAAACUCUUUUCUGGAUGCUACCCUUACCUCAGUGAUUGGAGACAAUGAUGUCAAAGAUCUGAUAGGAUUUUUUAUCUUACUUGGUGGCAGUGUACUUUUAGCUGCCAAUGUGACCCUGGGACUCUGGAUGGUUACAGCACGGUAAUAUUUGCUCUCUUCUGACAGAAUCUCCGAGUUCCCUUCUACAUCUGUGUGGUAAUAUCCAUUGCCAUUAACAUCCUUAUUCAGUAUGAAAUGUAUUUCUUUCUAGUUGCAUCAUGGCCAAUAUCAUUGAGCUCUUCCUAUAUCUAGAGUACCCAAACUCUGUGGUGUAGGAUGAGCAGAAGGAAUGAAAGGCAUAGUCCCCAACUGCAUUUCUAGUUUUAAAAGACUGAAUGUACAAAUCUCACCUGUUUGUGGAACAAUUUCUAAACAAGUACAAAUUCAUUCAUAUAGUACCAUGUCCUGUGAUUACAUAGCAUAUUGAAGUAGUACAGAGGAGAGCAGAAUUGAAUAGAAAUAAUUAGGAAAAUGUGUGUGGCUCUGGGGAUCAAACCCAUAGCCUCAUAUGCUAGGCAAGUGCUCUACCACUACACUACAGGCCCAUCCCCAGGGAAAACCAGUUGAAAUAUCAUCAUUAAGCUGGAUGUGGUGGUGCACACCUGUAGUUCCAGCACUCGGAAGAUUAAAGCAGGAAGAUUGCAAGUUUGAGGCCAGCCUGGGAUCCAUAGCAGGUUCCAGGCUAGCCUUGCCUACAUAUAUAGCAAGACCCUGUCUCAAAAGCAAACCAAACAAACAAAGCACACCAUCAUUUCUAAAGAUUUAAAAGAAAUCAAAUUUUGGCCAAGUAGAAAGGUGAAUGUGUUCAUAGCCUAUAUUUCUUAUCCUCUGUCAUAUUUAAGAAGUAUUUUAAACAUGAAUGGUGUAUUAUUUUAUACUCUGAAAACAGAAGUCUGAUUAAAAUUAAGUUUAAUAAAAUUCUAUACGAGAAUUUGCCUAUAUGACCGGAAAAUCUUUGUCAGAUGACACUAAGAGACAAAUUAGGAAGGAGGGCCUAUGAUCUCAUGAGACAGUUUAUACCACAAGCAUUGUCUCUUUGUUAAUGUGUGCUGCAGGAAGUAUCUCACACAGCAGCAUGUCAGCUCAGGCACUUAGAAUUGAACCUCAGAAAUAUGCCAGGUUCUCUGAUCACAAGACAGAACAUAGGAUCUUUAGCAGACCUGGUUACCAUUCUCUAGAGUUCUGAAGCUUGGGAGCCUUCCAGGGUAGAUAUUGUCCCUUGUUGCAGCUGAGGCCAUCUAAGGCCUAUGUUCCUGAAGCAUUAAACCCCAAGCUGCACUCUGUUCUCACCAGCAGCUCCCGUGUUUCUCUCUGUUGGGUGAUCAGUCACCUAGCUCUUGCUUUCAGUGUCUCCCCUGAGCUACCUCUGUGGAUCCACAGCAGUAAUAUGGUGAAAAUGGCUUGCACAUGAGACAGUAUAAGGGUGGAUUUGCCAAAGCCUGGGACUAGAUUCUUAAACCUGACAGGCCUAGUCUUGUAUCUAGUCAAUGGGCCCCGUGCAAAGUUGUUGCUCUGAGAAACAUGGGAGCAAGCUAUUUUCUUCAUGCACAAUGCACACUUCUGUCUUAUACUCGAGAGGUGACAAAAGCAAUAAUUCAUUGUAGCCAGGUACCUGCCUUCACAAAUUGAGGUGUUCCAUGGAGUUACCUUUUUCAGAUUAUUAGCGACUCUUUAAGCACUAGAACUUUUAAAUCAUUUUUAGAAACUUUUUUAGAUUGUACUACAAAUUUGCCUUCCUUCUUAAACACAAAUUAUAUAUAUUGGACAUCAUUUUAGCAUUUUAUUAAUGACCUGGGUUAUCAGAAUUAAAAAUCAUACAGAUCGCUGGUUUCUCCAGAAAAUAUGGCAUAUACAUGUUCAGUAAACAGUCAUUGGGGACCAAGGUAUAUUAAGCAUGGUUAUGCUUAGACCUGUUCCGGAAGUUGAGCUUGGGGAAAUGCCAUGAAAUAUUCAUGUAAUUAAUUUGAUUACAUGUAUUAAGUGGCUUAUUAAUGAAAAUGUUCUAUAUUGUGCACAUUGGUUUUU
Dipodomys spectabilis (banner-tailed kangaroo rat) is the source of this 3602-nucleotide messenger RNA. It is a transcript of the gene Mbtps2, whose product is annotated as membrane bound transcription factor peptidase, site 2. Lineage: Eukaryota; Metazoa; Chordata; Mammalia; Rodentia; Heteromyidae. The record is from RefSeq and is a predicted model, not a curated record. Gene Ontology annotation, biological process: membrane protein intracellular domain proteolysis; regulation of response to endoplasmic reticulum stress. The transcript is spliced from 11 exons. Gene Ontology annotation, cellular component: membrane; cytoplasm. Gene Ontology annotation, molecular function: protein binding; metalloendopeptidase activity. The coding region runs from base 100 to 1683 and encodes 527 amino acids.